UUUAUUUCUCUCCUUUUCCUGUUUCCGGUUAUGGAGGUCUGCUGCUAGAAAGACAUUUAAUCGCAGCUGCGCUCAACAGCAAGAGAAAUUUUAAGCAGCAGAAAAGCAAAGCAGCGAAUUUAUCACAGCAGAGUAACUGAAGAUGCCGGUCGCUGUCGGUCCGUACGGCCAGACCCAGCCCAGCUGCUUUGACCGGGUCAAGAUGGGCUUCAUGAUGGGCUUUGCCGUGGGAAUGGCUGCAGGCGCCAUGUUUGGGACUUUCUCCUGUCUCAGGAUCGGGAUGCGGGGCCGGGAGCUGAUGGGCGGCAUUGGGAAGACCAUGAUGCAAAGCGGUGGGACGUUUGGCACCUUCAUGGCCAUCGGGAUGGGAAUCCGUUGCUGAGGAAGACCACUGCCUCCUCUUCCUCCCUCGGACUGUACAGCCUGGGGACUCAGAAAACCACAUGGUCCAAACCCGCUGUCUAGUUAUCAAUAAAGGUUCUGGUUCGUCACAUGACA
Molecule: messenger RNA, 498 nt
Organism: Poecilia latipinna (sailfin molly)
Lineage: Eukaryota; Metazoa; Chordata; Actinopteri; Cyprinodontiformes; Poeciliidae
Gene: romo1
Product: reactive oxygen species modulator 1
Exons: 3
Coding region: 143-382 (79 amino acids)
Biological process (GO): protein import into mitochondrial matrix; protein insertion into mitochondrial inner membrane
Cellular component (GO): TIM23 mitochondrial import inner membrane translocase complex
Source: RefSeq, a predicted model, not a curated record